Xiphophorus hellerii (green swordtail) is the source of this 1991-nucleotide messenger RNA. RefSeq names its product dynein regulatory complex subunit 3 (gene drc3). The transcript has 12 exons. The record is from RefSeq and is a predicted model, not a curated record. Gene Ontology annotation, molecular function: protein binding. Gene Ontology annotation, cellular component: cilium. Bases 428 to 1744 code for a protein of 438 amino acids. Lineage: Eukaryota; Metazoa; Chordata; Actinopteri; Cyprinodontiformes; Poeciliidae.
UAAGCUUCAGCAUAAGAGAUAUUUCAUAGUUUUCCUUAAAUUGUAAUAAAUUAAAAUGAAACAAGUUUGCAUUUAACGGCUCGUGAAUGCACUUGAACGCAUCUGAAAAUCAACCUGUUGAUUGAGGAAAGACCGUUACAAGCCAACCAUUUUUUAGAGAUUUAACGUAAAGGUAAUGUUUCACAGUCAACUUUACUGUUGAGUCUUAUUUUGCUUUUCGCAUUUAUUUAAUGACGUUAAAAAUAAUUAUUUGUUUGAUGAAUUUACCUGUGGCGUUAAACCGUUGCUAAGUAACAGGGUAUAAACAAACGAAACAACGGGACACAAAUGUUUUGGCUGUUUUUGUAGACCGUACAUUGGAUACAAAUAGUUCAUUCGUCUUUUUUUUUUUUUUUUAUAGUUUUCAUUGAGUGAAAACUGCUAAAACAUGGAUACUGAAUCUAGCUCGACGGACGAUGAGUAUACCUUGCAGGAGAUGUUACUCGAGCAACACACCUCAAAAGAAAAAUACUCUCUGCACAAUUACAAUCUUGGGAGUCUGGAUCACAGAGAACACAUCCGUUUACAGCUGGAAUUCAAAAGCAUGGUUAAGAUGGAUUUCCUACAUGAUUUUACAUCUCUGAUAAGGUUGGAUCUCAAUAACAAUAUCAUACAGAAGAUCUGGGGUCUGGACCGUCUGACUAAUCUGACCUGGCUUAAUCUGUCAUUUAACAAGAUCGAGAACAUUGAGGGUUUGGACUCCCUGCUGAAGCUUGAAUUGCUGAAUUUGGCCUACAACAAAAUCUCUGUCAUCAAGAACAUGGAUACACUUGAGAACCUUACUCACUUCUUCAUUUCAAAAAACCAAAUCAUACACAAGGAAAGUGUGCAGUACCUCGUGAGAUUUAAAAACUUGUUCAAACUCUCCAUCGGUGGAAAUCCUUUCACUGAGAAGGACGACCACUCGCUUUAUGUUGCUGCCUUUGUUCCAAAUGUGACCCUCUUAGACAACAUUUUAAUUACCCCAAAGAUGCGAGAGGAGGCUGCCAUCAAGUACAAAUUUGAGCUUAAGAAGUUCGUUGAGUCACAGAACGCUCAGGAAAAAAUAGGCAAAGAUGCGGUUGUGGACAGUGCUGUGCCAGUUAAGUCAGCAGACGAAGCAGAGGCGACGAGGCCAGACAGCCUUCCAGGAGCUCCGCCCGCACAGAUGUCUCAGAGCAAAAUUGUGAAGCUGUGCUCACAAAUAUUUGCUAUUGACUCAGACGAGUACAAACAACUUGAGACAGAGUUGAACUCUUUCUUCGCUGGCCAGAUUGAGACUGAUGCUUACUACCAGCAGAGGGCAUCACAGAUUCUUGCAGACUUCAAUGAGGAGCACACAGUGAGGAUAAAAGAUAUAAAGAAAAUACAAGACCCCGAUCUACACCGUCUCAAAAUCAUCGAUUUAAGAAAUGUAACCUCCACCCUGUUUAAAAAUCUCAUGACUCUGGAGUUUGAGUUUGUCAAAAAUCUAGAUGACAACAUCAUCCUGCUAGACAACUACAUCUCAGACAUGUUGUCUACAGGCAAUGAGUCACCCGAUCAAGAUGAGCCCCCGGAGACCAUCAAUGACACAGAAAAUCAAAUGGAUACACAAGUUAAUGAUUCGAAACAACCUCUCAUCAGAGAAAUUCAGGAAGAGGAGGAAAGGAGGAACCGUGUGCGCAUCUCAGACAUCUACCGAUUUUAUGACUUUUUGAUGCAAACUGUGGAGGAGUUGGAAUGAAAUUUUGUUAUAUUUCACUGACAGCGUCUGCACUAUUACAAUAUUUAGCAGAUAACAUACAUAUAUUUACUUUUCCAUGUUUUAUGUAAAAUAUAUAUAUAUGUCUACAUAUAGAUACAGAAAUGUCAUAUUUCUGUCAUUGAUUUCUAUUUUCUUUAUUAAAAAUUACAAAAAUAACAAAUUGAAAAUGUAGAAUGCAUAUUCAGCUCCCUGUACUCUGAUCCUACUAAAUAAAAUUACACCUUUC